This is a messenger RNA of Anthostomella pinea, 450 nucleotides long. The record is from the annotation of a GenBank genome assembly. NCBI's taxonomy places the organism in Eukaryota, Fungi, Ascomycota, Sordariomycetes, Xylariales, Xylariaceae.
AUGCCUACCCGUUUGAGCAAGACGAGAAAGCACCGCGGCCAUGUGUCGGCCGGUAAGGGUCGUGUUGGCAAGCACCGCAAGCAUCCCGGUGGUCGUGGUAUGGCCGGUGGUCAGCACCACCACCGAACCAACAUCGACAAGUACCAUCCCGGUUACUUCGGUAAGGUUGGUAUGAGACAUUUCCACCUGCAACGAAACCACUACUGGAAGCCCGUCAUCAACCUCGACAAGCUUUGGUCGCUCGUCCCCGCCGAGACCCGUGACGCCUACCUAGAUGGUUCGAAGAAGGACACCGUUCCCGUCAUCGACCUCCUCCCUCUCGGAUACUCCAAGGUCCUCGGCAAGGGCCGCCUCCCAGAAGUACCCUUUGUUGUCCGAGCCAGAUGGGUCAGCAAGCUGGCAGAGAAGAAAAUCACCGAAGCUGGUGGUGUCGUUGAGCUGGUCGCAUAA